AUGAAGAAUGAUACAUCAGUAGAAAGCAUAUUGGAUACGCUGCAAGAACCCGCGCCCCCAUAUGUGGUAGCUUGUUUGGCGGCCAUAGCGACCAUAGGAACGACACCUUAUGAGGGUCUCAUGGAAAGACUUGUAUGGGUUCUUAGGUGUUUAGGGUGCCCGUUCGUGGGAAUCUUUUAUUUUUUCAACAUAGGAUGGAAAAAUAGUCAAGGAAAGCACAAAACUAAAAUUGCGAUGAGCGCAUACUGGUUGAAGUGUGACAAUUUUUAUGAAAAAAAGAACGGGACUAUUGUCCCUCUUCGGUACAGACCUUUUGGAUAUCAUGCUAUGGAUUUGUGUCCUCGAAAUAAUCAAAAACUAUUGCUAGAGGAGUGCGUGUCAGAAGCAACGAUUCUGGACAGGUUUGCCUCGGUUUUAUCGGUGUAUCACAUAGUAAUGGGCAUCAUUGCCGGCAUCUAUUUGCUUUUUGGGUGUCUCGCCAAUGACUGGCCACAUAUACCGAUAGCGUUGUCAUGGGUAUUGCCAGCAGUUUAUGAAAGAAUAAUUGGUGGAAGGGUAGUAUUCAAGGAUCCCAAUGUUAUUCCUCUGGAAAAAAAAGUCGAACAAUCGAAUCUAGAUGCAGUAAAAACAGAAGAAUACGACAAACCGAGCAACGAAUCAGAUAUUGAAUCGGUAUAUGAACAUAAUGAAGGCGCUGUCAUGGUAGAAGUGGAGAAAAAACCGUGGAAGGCCCUAAAAUAA
Molecule: messenger RNA, 741 nt
Organism: Acaulospora colombiana
Lineage: Eukaryota; Fungi; Glomeromycota; Glomeromycetes; Diversisporales; Acaulosporaceae
Source: the annotation of a GenBank genome assembly